AGGGCGAGACAGGGACGGGUCGACGGCAGAAAUCUCUCACUGACACAGAACAAACUCUCCACAUGAGAAGCCUGGAAGCCAUCUGAGACCACAGAGAGACAAUAAUGAAAAGAGACAAACUGAGCUUCAUACUGGUGAAGGGCAUGAGAUGAAAGAGAGAGACGGAGAGGGAGCAUGACAUGAAGUACGGGCGAGUCAGUCAGACACACAGAGGAGAGAGCAGACUAGUUUUGCUGGACUCCAUGGCAACAGAUGCUGAUGUGUGUCUGAUAACAGAUGAAGCGUCAGUCAGUAAGUUCACAUUUUUGCGUGUUUCAUUCUGAUCUCAUCAUCAGGUAAAUGUUGUGUCUUCAUACAUUCAUCUCUUCCUCUCGGAGUCUCAUCUCUCGGAGUCUCUUACUGAUGGUUUUCUCAUUUUCAAUGUUUCUGUUGUUGUUUGACAUGAUCAGUACAUUCACUCUCACCUCAUGUUAAAGUAAACUAGUGCUCCACGCUGAUUCCACAUUACAUCAAAUAUCUUUGCUCUCUGGGUUGUUGUAAUGUAAAUGUGAUGAAAACCAUCAUUCAAGAAGAAAAGUAGAACAUUUUGAUGACAUUUAUGUUUACAUUUACAGAUAUUUUUAUGGUGUUUUGGUGUAGCAAACGACUCUUCUGUUCUGUUCUCUCCCUUCAGACUGCGACUCAUCAUGGAAGAGACUCCAGACCGCUGGAGGAUCACCAGAGUUAGUGAUGCUGUCAGAAAGCAUCAUGUAGUCUCCCUCCGGCCCGCUCCUCUCUUCCGUUUGGUGGGUCUGACGGGUCCGUCCGCUAGUUUACCCCCCCACCGUCGCCUGCGUUCGGUCGUGCACGACACCCCAAACACAUCCACCGCUGCUGGUCCAUCUGAUCAUCUGUGGACGGGACGUCCCGGCCCUCAACCUCGCACAAACCCAUUCUCUGCUUUUACUGGAAAAACACAAGAGAAACCUCUGGCGGUGAAUAAAACAUCUAAUUUACAAACUCUACCUCAAAAAUGUCCUAAAAGAUUGAAAGAGAAAGACAGAAAGGUUGAUGGUUCACGCUGGCAUCACAGCGACAUCACAUCUCGUGAAAGACAGGAAGACACAGAAUAUUUCUAUGAAGAAGUUUGGAGGGGAGAGAGACAGAAAGUGAGAUGGACGAGAAUAAAUAGAACUAAAAGAAUCAACACAGAUCAAGUUCCAGACAUCAGUCAGAGAAUACAGAGUUUAGAAAUAACAGACAGGGCAGAAUCACACCAGAGCCGCUCGAUCGGUCAGAUGAAGUUCAAACCGAGGGGGCGUGGCAACAGGGCAGUCCCUUUAGGUAAAGGGGAGGAGUCAACAAGAAGAGACCGACGCCCACACUUCUUACCGCCCUUAACUCAAAGAGACUGUCUGCUGAACGUCCCUCUGACGCUUCCGGAUAAUUCACCUCCUCCAUCACCCUGUUCUCCAUCAGACGUCCUGUUCCUCCCGCUGUCUGUUCCUCACAUCCAGCCAUUCCCACUGAGAGCAGAGACACACGAGUGACCUUUGAACCUGAGAUUCAGUCUGACACAGAGUGUGUUUGUGGUCAAUACCAGCUACACAUGAACAUGUGAAGAGUGUUCGAGUUAAAUUGACUUUCAUUAAUCAGAGAGUCAGGAUAAAGACGGCAAAUGUACAAACAUUCACCUAAAUACAAAGACAAAAUUCAAACUUGCAUUCAGCCAAUAAGAAAGUCGGUUUGGCGUCCACCAAUCAAAUAACACGUCAGGUAAACGUUCAUGUAUCAGGCUGAUAGCAUCUGUCCAUAUGAUAAACCUAGAAAACCAAAUAAAAGCUGCAUGUACCAAUACAUAAAAAUAGCGUAAAAUAAAGUUACAAAUACACUUAGCCUACACUGUUGAAAAAAAUGUAAUUUUACAGGUAAUGGUCUGUAUUAUUUUACAGAAUUUUUCCUUUUUUCCAUUAAAAUGUUAAUGCCUGUUAUUUAUGGAUUUUUGCUCUACUA
Molecule: messenger RNA, 1992 nt
Organism: Triplophysa rosa
Lineage: Eukaryota; Metazoa; Chordata; Actinopteri; Cypriniformes; Nemacheilidae
Exons: 2
Coding region: 687-1529 (280 amino acids)
Source: RefSeq, a predicted model, not a curated record